CGCGGAUCCAGUUUGCUCCGAGUCGGCGACCGGGACGGACGUGUGCCGUGAACGUUCAAAAUUAUUUACGUUAUUUCGUUAGUGCAGUGCGAGCGAGUGGUUUUGGAAAAUAUUGAAUCAAAACACCAUGGACGACUGACCAUAAUCAAAAGUGUUGUUAUAAGAUAUUAGUGUUCAUAUAAAACUAAUAGUGUUAAAUUAUUGUGAUCAAAAUGGAGUUCAGAUCUCACUUCCUAGCGACUGCAACGUUUCUUAUCAUUGCUGCGUCAUGGUGUGACGGAGCAAGAGACGCUUCCUGUCCUCGAAUCUGUGGCCCGACACUGCAAGGAGAGCCCGUGUGCGCCACAGACGGAUACAUUUACCCGUCACUUUGCGAAAUGAGAAAGAAAACUUGUGGAAAAGGUGUGAGAUUAGCUCCAGAUCAAGGCUCCUGCUCCCGUGCACAGGGCUCUAAAUGUGAACAUCGUUGCACCGGUGAACGUGACCCUGUGUGCGGAACCAACGGACGAACUUACCUAAACAGAUGUAUGCUACAAGUAGAAAUAUGCAGAGUUGGCAUCGGUUUGUCUCAUUUGGGAGCUUGUAACAACAUCAGCGCACACAGAGAGAACUGUCCAGUCGACUGCUCUCAAGCGCCGUUUGAUGGACCCAUAUGUGGAUCAGAUGGAAAUGUUUACAAAAGCACUUGUCAGAUGAAAUUGCUCACUUGCGGACAAGGCGUUGUAAAAACGAGUAAGAAACAUUGUCAAACGACACGUCACUGUCGCGAAUCAUGCUGGAGAGCAUCUCGACCAACUUGUGGUUCUGAUGGGAAGCUGUACGCGAAUGCUUGUAGAAUGAAGGCAACUAACUGUGGAAAGCACGUCUUCGAGGUACCAAUGGCGUUCUGUGUAUCUCAAGAACGUACGUCUGGAGGUGAUUCCUGUCCUACCGACUGCUCUGGACAAAAGGAGAAGCUGGUCUGCGGAUCCGAUGAAAACAUUUAUAGGAACGAGUGUGAAAUGAAAAUGUUAAACUGUGGAGCCACUAAUAGGAAGAUAGUGAAAAAAGUCGAUAUGGACAAAUGUAAGUCGAAGAUGAGUAAGUGCCUCAAAGUGAAGUGUCCCAGUGAGUUCGACCCGGUUUGCGGUACUGAUGCCAACGUGUAUACCAACCCUUGCCUCUUGAAGGUCGCUACUUGCCUGAAAGGAGUACAGCUGGCACACUUUGGCAACUGCACAUUGCUGCCAAGAAUGGAGACCGAUUGUCCUGAAAACUGUGACAAUGCACUUGAACAACCUCUCUGUGGAUCUGAUGGAAAUGUUUACAAAUCAGAAUGCGAACUUCGUAAACUUACCUGCGGUCAGCACGUCGUCUCAGUUUCCGCAGCACAUUGCAGGACAACAGCGCUCUGUCAUGAAGAAUGUCCAGAGACUCCGGCCUUUGUAUGCGGAUCUGAUAACAGAUUCUACAAAAAUGAAUGUAUUAUGAAGAAGGAAAAUUGUGGGAAGCACGUCUUCGUAGUACCUCUCAAGCGCUGUCUCUCGCGCUUCCAGUACUCAGGUUGUGCACGCGUUUGCCCUCCGGAAUAUGAUCCUGUCUGUGGUACCGACGACAAGACUUACUCCAACCGAUGCUUCUUGGAGAUGGAGAAUUGCAGAUCACGAAGUCUCGUACAACAGAAACAUUUGGGAACAUGCACGGAUCCGAUCGCAGAGGAACCGAAAAACUAUCUUUAUCGAUAAACUACAUCCCUAACUUAUAAUAGUUAAAGUCAUAUCAACAUAUUUCGCUUUCACAUAUCGAUGCAUUUUGGACUACGCGUCCACUUUAAAAUUAGUGCCAACAUAAAUAAAAUAAGCUAUCUUUACUCGAGUAGAGACCAAUGUAAAUUGUCUUCCAUUUUCGAUUGUUUGUCAUUUUUAUAUCGGUGUAUGUCAGUACAAAUGUGUUCAAAAUGGCGGCUAAGCGUCACAAAAUGGCGCCAAUCGGAAUUUUAUAAAGUGAUAUUUAAGUGUGGAAUUGAGUAGGUUGAAUGAAAUAGUUUAAUAUUUUUUUCAAUGCUUUCGUUAUUUAUAAAUUAUGUAGUCUAAUAUACUUAAUAUUUAAACAUACAGUAAAAAACAUGUC
This is a messenger RNA of Vanessa atalanta (red admiral), 2109 nucleotides long. RefSeq names its product serine protease inhibitor dipetalogastin. NCBI's taxonomy places the organism in Eukaryota, Metazoa, Arthropoda, Insecta, Lepidoptera, Nymphalidae. Gene Ontology annotation, molecular function: protein binding. The record is from RefSeq and is a predicted model, not a curated record. The transcript is spliced from 12 exons. Gene Ontology annotation, biological process: cell differentiation; multicellular organism development. Bases 213 to 1724 code for a protein of 503 amino acids.